Molecule: messenger RNA, 2047 nt
Organism: Adineta steineri
Lineage: Eukaryota; Metazoa; Rotifera; Eurotatoria; Adinetida; Adinetidae
Source: the annotation of a GenBank genome assembly
UUUUUCAUCAAUACUUUUAACUCAACCAGUUAAAGUUGUACUAUUCGCAAUAUUUUUUGCAUUAAUUAUUCGUAAAGAUGAAGAUAUUGUAAUUGAUAAAGAUGAAGAUGAUAUAUUUCUUGAUGGGGAUGAAGAAUAUUUACAUGCAUUUGAUGAUCAAUCUUUAUUAACAUUUCGAUCAAAAUCUGGACAUAUACCAUUAUCAGAAGGUGAAAUAGCCUAUGCAAGACAAAAACGUUUGAAUGAAAUUAAAAUGUGGGAAAUCAUAAAAGAAAUACUUGCAUAUGGAUCAUUUUUAUGGAUGCUUUAUCUUGUUAGUUAUUCAAAUCGAGAUCCAAAUUCAUUUUAUCUUAUGCAACAUUUACAAUCAGAUUUUCUUAAUGUAAAUAGUGCAACUGAAGAUUUUACACAGAUUACUCGUAUGACUGAAUACUGGGAAUGGUUAGAUAAUGUAUUUGUAAACAAAAUUCGUGCUUCUACAUGGUAUAAUGGUGAUCCACCAGCUAAUCUAGCUGGUUUUAUUGCCGAUCGAACAAAUCGUGUACUUGGUUGGGCAUCAAUACGUCAACUACGUGUUAAAACUGAUUCAUGUACAAUUAUGUCAGCAUUUAAAAAUCUGUUUUCGUCUUGCGAAGCUGGAUAUAAUGUGUUCAAUGAAGAUACACAUUCAUAUUAUCCUGGUUGGACAUCUCUAUAUAAUUCAACUGUUGGUCCACUUUCAAAUUAUUCAACAAAAAUAAGUAAUGCAUUUAUGUACAAUAAAAGUGAUACACUUGGUACAUAUUCAUAUGCUGGUGAACAUGCAACAUAUAGUGGAGGUGGUUAUGUAUAUGAAUUUCGUGGAAAAAUGAGUGAUAUUGUAUCAAAUUUAUCAGCAUUAAGAGAAUUAUCAUGGAUUGAUGUACAGACAAGAGCUGUUAUAAUACAAAUGAGUCUUUAUAAUCCAAAUGUAAAUUUAUUUACACUUAUUACUAUUCUUGCCGAAUUUUUACCAACAGGUGGUGUUUAUACAUCAGCACGUUUCGAACCAAUAACAUUAUUAAGCUCAUUUGAAGGUUUUGCUUUAUUUAAAUUAAUUUGUUCAAUUGCUUAUAUGGGAUUUAUAAUCUAUUAUAUGCAAAGAGAAAUUCGUUCAUUAUUAAAACAACGUAUGGCAUACUUUCGUGACUUUUGGUCAUAUGUAGAAGUUGGUAUAAUUGCAUGCUCAUGGGCUGGUUUAGGUAUUUAUGUAUGGCGUAUACAUGAGGGUAAUCGUGUUGGUGAAUUAUUCAAAGAAACAAAAGGUUAUACGUUCAUUAGUUUACAAAUGGCAACAUAUGUCGAUGAUAGUUUAACAUUCCUAUUAGGAUUUUGUUGCUUCUUUGGUACAAUUAAAUUUCUUCGAUUAUUAAGAUUUAAUCGUAGUUUAUCAACAUUAUCUGGAACAUUAAGUUAUGCAUUAAAAGAUUUAAUAGCAUUUUCGGCUAUGUUUGCAAUAAUUUUUAUAAGCUUUUUAACAUUAUUCUAUCUUUUAUUGUCUUCAAAAAUUAUGGAAUGUUCAGAUCCAAUAAGAGCUGCACAAAUGUUAUUUGAAAUGAUGUUAUUAAAAUUUGAUGUAUCAGGUUUACUUGCUGCUGAUCCUUUUCUUGGACCAUUCAUUUUUGUAUUAUUCAUUAUAUUUGUUGUUUUUAUUUGUAUGACUAUGUUUAUUGCAAUUAUAGCUGAUUCAUUCCGAGUUGUUCGAGAAAAUGUUGCAUUACAAGGUAAUGAAUAUGAAAUUGUUGGCUUUAUGAUAAAUCAAUUCAAGAAAGUGACAGGCUUGGGUACAACUCAAGAAGCGGAUCGUUUACAUUUGAAUCCAUAUGAUGGUAGUAAAGUUCAUUAUCAUGAUCCAAUCACAUCAUUUCCUGAUAAGAUGGAUGAAUUAAUAGUUGCAUUAAAUAAAAUCUAUAUGGAUACAAAACGUAAUGAUACAUUUACACUUCGUCCAAACGAGAAUAAUAAUCCAUUGGAGACAGAUAGAAGUCAAGAUGGCGUAUCAAAAAAGAAGAAUAAAAAAAUGAUUUGA